Thlaspi arvense is the source of this 2317-nucleotide messenger RNA. Lineage: Eukaryota; Viridiplantae; Streptophyta; Magnoliopsida; Brassicales; Brassicaceae. The record is from the annotation of a GenBank genome assembly.
AUUUCGGUGACGAGAGAGCCCGCCUUUGCGUUCCAAUUUUUGGCACCAGAAAUUUUGAAAUCCCCAAAAAAUUUGGUUUUGUUUCUCCUCUUAAUCGUUUGUCUUCUUGAUUUAGGGUUUUUGAGAUUCUCACGAAAACCUCUGAGAUCUAGUUUUGUCUUUACCCUUUUCCGUCUUAAUUCGCUUCGAUUUUGUUUUUUCCUUUUGGACUCGCAUGGCGACUGAAACCCUAGAAGAGAAGACACCGGAAGUCAAAUCUCCGGCGAAGGAGGAAGAUGGUGCUGGUAAUUCUCCGGAGGAGAAGGCGAUAGUGAAAGAAGAAGCGAAUUCUCCGGAAAAAGACGAGGCGGAGAUGAAGAAAGAGGUAGAGGAGGAUGAAGCGAAAGAAAUAAAAUCGGAGGAGAGAGAUGAAGAUGGUGCCGGUAAUGCUACGGAUGAGAAGGGAAUAGUGAAAGAAGAAGCGGAUUCUCCGGGAAAUGAUGAUGCGGAGAAGAAGAAAGAGGUAGAGGAGGAUGGAGAGAAAGAAGCAAAAUUGGAGAAGAAGGACGAAGAAGAGGAUAUAGAAAGCGAGGAGGACGAAGAAGAAGAUGGAAGCGAAAGCAAGAAAUCGUCGGAGAAGGAGGCGGUGACUCCGACUAGUGAUAGGCCCACGAGGGAGAGAAAGAAGGUUGAGCGUUUCUCGUUGGCUACUCCUAUGCGGGCUACACCGAGCAAGUCCGUUUUAAUCGAAAAGGGCAGUGGAACAACACUCAGGGAAAUUCCAAACGGUACGUAUGUACAUACAAUCUUUGCUGCUUUGACACAUCUUUUAAACGUAGAAGAUGAGAUAGUGGCUUAUCAACUAUCCAAGAGAAAGGCUGACGACAACCUGGUCUUACUACACACCAUUCUUUAUGGGAAGAAAGCAAAGGCUCAGAUGAUUAAGAAAAACAUUGGUCAGUUUUCUGGCUUUGUAUGGUCAGAGAAAGAGGAGGAGAAGCAAAGAGCACGAGCAAAGGAGAAGCUUGACAAAUGCAUAAAAGAAAAAUUAAUCUUCUUUUGUGAUGUACUUGAUAUACCUAUAAGCAGAAGUAACGUGAAAAAAGAAGAACUAGCUGUCAAAGUGCUUGAAUUUUUGGAAUCUCCCAAACCAACAAGAGAUGUUAUACUUGCUGAUCGAGAGAAGCAAGCCAAAAAGCGCAAGAGCACAUCAAAAAGGGGGAAAUCAGGAGAAUCUUCAGAGACGCCAGCCAAGAGGAAAAGGCAAACCAAAAAGCGAGAUCGGCCGUUGGACACAGAUGCAGGCAAGGAUGAGGGAGAUUCUGAUUCUGAAGGCAGUAAGGAUUCUCAUGUAGAAGACGAUGCAGCACCAGAAGAAGAAAGUGACCAUGAGAAGACUGAAACUGAAGAUGAGAAAGACGAAGCAGAGGAUAAAAAGCCAUCAGAUAAGAAAAGCUCAUCGAAAAAGACUGAAGAAGAGACCUCAGGUACCAAAGGUAAGGAGAAACAAGCUUCAGCCAAAGGUAAUAAAAAAAUAGGUGAAAAGUCCUCCAAAAAAGGUUCUAAGUCAGCUUCAUCCCCAACCAAGAAGCAAAAAAUUGAUCACGACGAGUCGUCUAAAGAGAAAAGCAAGAAACAGUCAAGUAGGCCACAGGCUAAGGGAUCUAAGGAGAAAGGAAAAGCCACUAAGAAAGGCAAAGCAGGCCCCACCAGAGAAGAGAUGCUUGCAGUGGUGUCCACAAUUCUGAAGGAAGUAGACUUCAAUACGGCAACAUUAUCAGAUAUUCUACAGAGGCUAAGCGACCAUUUCGGUGUUGAUCUCUCGCAAAGAAAACCAGAGGUGAAGGAUGUUAUCACAGAUGCUAUAAAUGAAAUGACUGAUGAAGAAGAAGACGAAGAUGAAAAAUCUGAGGCUGGAAGUGACAAAGAGAAGGAGGAAGAAGAAGAUGAUGAAGAGGAAAAAGCUGAGGCUGAAAGUGACAAAGAAAAGGAUGAAGAAGAAAAGCAAAAGGAUUAGUGACUUUCUUCUCUCAAGAGAAGCAAAAGUGAUCAGCAUUUGUGUUGGAUCAGAGCAAGUGAUAAUUAGAGAGUGUUGAGUCUCUGUACUUUUGUAUUGUGUAAUCUUUAUAUAGUUUUCAGCGUCUUCUUCUUGUGUAGCUGUUACAUGUUAGGUUUUCUAAUCCGUGUUCUAUUUGAUACCCUCUGAUAGGAAAUUUUAUUAUUCUGAGUCCCUUCAAUUUUAAGACAUCUUCGUAUAUUCUGUUUUUCGAUUUUGGGCCGAAUGAAAUUAUGGGCUGCUAGUAACUUACUUAAAAGUAUGUUCUUUGUUCCGAUUUUG